This is a messenger RNA of Oncorhynchus nerka (sockeye salmon), 3624 nucleotides long. RefSeq lists its product as uncharacterized. Gene Ontology annotation, molecular function: monocarboxylic acid transmembrane transporter activity. The coding region runs from base 319 to 1671 and encodes 450 amino acids. Gene Ontology annotation, biological process: monocarboxylic acid transport; transmembrane transport. NCBI's taxonomy places the organism in Eukaryota, Metazoa, Chordata, Actinopteri, Salmoniformes, Salmonidae. The transcript has 5 exons. The record is from RefSeq and is a predicted model, not a curated record. Gene Ontology annotation, cellular component: plasma membrane.
GGGAAGAUGUAGUAGGAUGUCCCUUAGGGGUAUCCGUACCUAUGUAGGACAUGUGAGGUUUAGGUGAAUAAACAGGCUGGAGCUAGAAUUGCGUUGUCGCGCGUCCUUAUUUUAGAUCAUACUAGAGUCGUGACUUACAUAAUGAGCAUGAGCUCGAAGGGGAGUGUCCAACUCCGGCAUGUAUAUAUAGAAGACCAUCCCGCGCUGAAAUAGAAAUGACGAUAUUGCCGGUAGAAGAGAACAGCAAUAUCUCCCAAUGAACCAGGAGGAGAAGAGCAGGAAGUGAGGAGGCUACGAUCCAGUCGCUGUAGAGCUGUGAUGCAGAGCCCUGGUAUGAAGGCCGGUGGCCCCCCUGAUGGGGGCUAUGGAUGGGUGGUGGUCACCUCAGCCUUCUUUAUCAUGGGCCUCACUACAGGCGUCCUUAAGAACUUCGGCCUAUUCUUCCUAGAGAUCCAGAACCACUUUGGAGUCCUCACCAGCACCACCUCAUGGGUCACCUCCACUAUGAUAGUCAUGUUUCACUUGGGAGCCCCAGUUGCCAGUGUCCUGAGCAUGCACUGUACCCAGAGGGCAGUCAUCAUGAUGGGAGGGCUCCUCAGUGCUUCAGGGAUGAUCCUGGCGUCUCUCGACCUCAGUCUUCCAUGGAUGUAUCUCAGCAUAGGCGUACUGCAAGGUUUGGGACUUUCAUUUUCCUGGUUACCAGCCAACAGCAUAGUGAGCCACUACUUCCUGAAGUGGCGUCCCAUAGCGUACGCCAUAGCCAGCUCCGGGGAGUGUGUUUUCGCCAUGGUGUUCAGUCCUUUUUUCCAGUGGCUCAUCGAGGUCUACACCUGGCAGGGAGCUCUGCUGGUCAUAGGGAGCCUUCAGCUCAACCUCUGCGUCUGUGGAGCCCUCAUGAGACCUCUUGAAUCCAAACCCCAUAAUCACACAAAGCCAAAUAAGGACGACCACCAGGACUCCAAAGCUGAUGAUGACCCGACACCAAAAAAGCUAAGCUUCCAGUGGACGUUGCUAAGGAAACCAGAAUUGCUGCUCUACAUCCUGUUUGCCAUUUUCGCUGCUGCAGGAUUUUUCAUCCCACCUCUAUUUGUGGUUCCCUAUGCCACCAGUCUGGGAUUGAAGAACUACUGGGCGGCGUCCAUCCUGUCUGUGCUGGCAUUGGCUGACCUGCUUGGUCGUCUGGCCUGUGGUUGGCUGGCCAACCUGAGGCUGGUGAGGAACUUACAACUGCUGACAAUGGUUGUCACCAUGUUGGGGGUAGUGCUACUGCUGCUGCCCAUUGGCAAGGACUACUCAGUCCUUCUGGUCUUCUCCUCGCUCUACGGUUUUCUGUUUGGCUGCGUUGUAGCCAUCCAUGUGACGUCUAUUGUGGACAUAGUGGGCCUGGAGGGGUUCGACAGCGGCCUGGGACUCUUCAUGCUUUUUAGAAGUAUCGGGGGCUUCAUUGGUCCACCUGCUGCAGGUUGGCUGGUUGACCUGGACAAAGACUUUGGUGCAUGCUUCUACCUGUCUGGAUUGGUUCUCAUCCUAUCUGGUGUGUUUGUGGUGCUGGUGGACCGACUUGUCGAGCGGAAGAAGGCCUCUCCAAGUGAAACCGAGCUAGAGGCCACUCAGGCCUUUGCCUACAAGAUGGGAGUGAAGCUGGUUGUUAGUGAGAGCAACUGCAAAUAAUGUUACUCUGUUUCAGGGGAUAUUGCAGUUAAUGUUUGCAGUUCAUGAGCUCUUGGGAUGGCUUCAUUCUGAGCUUGUAUCACCAAGUCACGGUUUUAUCUAUAUGAUUCCAAGAACACAGGAUGAGAUGUUACUAUCCUUUGUGCAAGCACUUCCAAGAGUUAAUGAACAGUGAGUGUGGUGAAAUUUGGGGAGCGCAUCGUCAGUAGUGUACCUUUGGUUCCUAGGGUGUUUCGGCCUUUCACACUAUACACCCUCCCCAAAGGCGGCCAGCGACAGGGUGAUCAAUCCUACGCUUGCGUCCCAUUCCCAAUUAGUCAUAGGAGUUGCCUUGUUGUUGAUAGCCAACAUCCCAUGGGACUAUGCAUGGCAGGGGCGUCCUCCUCCCUGAGUCUAGCAUUGUUGACUGCAUACCUCCUGGCCCUCUCACUUCGGGGCCCAGCUGGGGUCUUUCCUCUUCAUCCAGAGCCACUGACUGCUGCCGCCUCUGAUACAGCUUUGAUUGCCGAACGCUGACUCUGGCCCUUAAUUCCCAGGUCUCUAAGCAGUCUGGUUGUAGAUGUUGCCACAAAACCUCUGCAGCCCACCUCCACUGGUCGGACUUCUGUGUUCCAGCCAUGAUGCCGUGCUUCGGCAGCUAGAUCAGCAUAGCGCAGAUGUUUUCGCUCAUAAGCCUCAUCUACUGAGUUUUCCCAGGGUACUGUGAGCUCAAUGAUGAAGACCUUAUUGAGUGAACGGGACCAGAGCACCAUGUCAGGUCUUAGGGUGGUGGUUGCGAUCUCCGGAGGAAACACAAGUUGCCGGCCAAUGUCAGCUAGCAUUUUCCAGUCGCGGGCCAAGCGCAGCUGGUCUCGCUCUAAUGGUGUAGAGCGUCACAGGAGUAAGUAAUGGAGGGUGUUGACAUUAUACCUGGUCAUUCACCAUUUGUGAAGUUCCCCGUUUACAUAUGUUUGAACAGGUUGUACAGUAGUUUUUAUCACUUUUAAUGCCUACCAUGAUGUAUUUGAAUGUUCACUGAUUUGUCUUGAAAUUGUCUGUUAUAUACUUGGCAUACAGUAUACCUGUAUGAACAUCUAAAGUUAUUUUUGUUUUAAUAUCUGGUGCAAUGCAUAUAUUAAAUGUUUUUUGGUUAGACCUGCUGCUAACACCUAUGCUGAGGCACAUAAUGUGAGUAAAGUGAGUAAAGUACUUUCGAUGUGCCGUUUUACCCAUACAUUAACUGGAAUGUCAUGUGCUAUAGAGUUAAUGAUCAAUGUUAUUUAUCCCCUUUACACAAUAGAAAAUUGCACAUGGCAAUCUAGAACUGGUGCUGUGGCUCAGCACUUCACAUAUCACCAGUGCCUUAUCUUCAAUAGACUCUAUUCAAGUAUAUCAAGCUUCAUGGUUGUGCAAAUUCCUUCCAUCCACAUCAAAGGUUGUCAACUGUUGCCACACCAUUUAGUCCUCCCCUUAUAAUGGUGUUUCUGAAAUAAUGAUCAGUCUGUUUCAAAAGCUGAAUGUGUUCUGUGGCUUUUAAAGCUUCCUUCACUGCCAUUGGAUGCAAUGAAACCACCCAACUUUAAAAUCCAACAAAUUACAUGCAGCUGUUGCAAGUUAAAACACUUGACUGUGAUAUUGCCUAGACUAGAUUUCCCCCCCCCCCCCCCCCCCCAAAUAUCACAAGACAUAAAUACAAGGGUACUUUUGCACCCAUCAAGUGUUUAUUUUUGCAAUUGAAUAAAAAAAUGGUGGCUGUACAAUGGCACAAAUCUGCACCUUUUAUCCCAAUGGUUGAGUCAAUUGUCUAGGGCACAAUCGCUCUCCUCUGAUCCUGAAGUUGAUUUGCUACCAUUUCACUUACACACUAACCAGACCAAGGCAUAUGCUAGUCAUUUGUGAGAACAAUGGUGUGUGACUGGAACUGAUGCUCAAGUUUGCAAGCUCUUCAAAUCGAGUCUCAUACAUGGUGUUGAA